This is a messenger RNA of Salvelinus namaycush (lake trout), 2700 nucleotides long. RefSeq names its product zinc finger DHHC-type containing 11 (gene zdhhc11). The coding region runs from base 743 to 2002 and encodes 419 amino acids. Gene Ontology annotation, cellular component: Golgi apparatus; endoplasmic reticulum. Lineage: Eukaryota; Metazoa; Chordata; Actinopteri; Salmoniformes; Salmonidae. Gene Ontology annotation, biological process: protein targeting to membrane; peptidyl-L-cysteine S-palmitoylation. The record is from RefSeq and is a predicted model, not a curated record. Gene Ontology annotation, molecular function: protein-cysteine S-palmitoyltransferase activity. The transcript is spliced from 11 exons.
UAUAAGGAACACAGGGUUCCAUUUAGGAUGCAAACUUUAAAGCAUGUGUAGGAGUCUGUUAAGAAAGCAGAAGUUUCACUGCCACAGUAUUUCCUACCUGUUCCUGUUCCGUGCAGGGUAUAACUGAUGUAGCAUAAUAACUGUAAAGUAAAUUACUCCUAAAGAAACAAACAAGUCAUGGGAAGGAAUCUCCCUAAUUAUGGCUACAUGAAGUUGAUUGCAAUGCCAAGGUUAUAGGGCUAGAGUUCUAGGCUGCAUAUGUUACACACAUAUUUCAUUUUUAUUAAAAAAAUAAAAAAUAGGUAUGCAAAGUACUCAACUUGGUUGUGCGGUCAGCCUGGUAAAUUUUAAAGGCAUCCUUUCAGAGGGUGUUAUAUUAGCACCGCGUACGGGGCAUGCGCGUUUCUCCAAGGCCAGUUUCCAUAGCAGUGGUCGCACCGCGAGAUAAGUUCUCCAACUUAUGAUGAUUGACUGACACCCACCGUGCGAGUCCCCUUUAUAUGGAUCUUACCUACGUUACAUUUUAUAUAGCCUAGUAGCCUUCCUAAUUGUUGCCUGCUCAAUUGAUUCAGUGCGCUUUUGCGUUUAGGCAAGAGACUGUAGUUGAGACAAAAGUCUGACUGAUUGGGUGAACCAAACAAUUAUGGGCAAUCAAGACGGUGAAUUCUGCUUCUUAAUUUGAGCAAAUAUUUAUUUUUGUCAUCACAGUGUGCUUUUCGUUUUUGAACGCCAUCCAAUAAAAAUGAGCUGUUUUGGGCGGGGGCUGAGGCGGACGGCCCCUGCACGCGGCAGCAGCAGGAAUGAGCUGGUGACCCCCUCGACUGCAUCUCUCUCCAGGGUUAACGGCUGGGCCUGUCCCCCUCACUCCUUCCAGCUGGUGGGAUGGACAAUAUACAGCUACAUGGCUGUAGUUGGCUUUGGGAUCUAUAUCCCACUACUACCUUCACCCUGGAGCCACAUGGCCUACUCUCUGACUGGUAUAGCCUUCAUUGUGCACCUGGUCACCCAUCUAGCUGCCGUGUCUAUAGACCCAGCAGAGGCAGGCGUCCGUGCCAAGAAGAGCUACUCCAACCCACUGCCUGUCUUCGACAAGAAGAAACAACCACAUGUUAUCCACAACCUACACUGCUACCUGUGUAAAAUCAAUGUGGACCCAAAAGUGAAACACUGUGGUGUGUGCAACAAGUGUAUUGAAGACUUUGACCACCACUGUAAAUGGCUGAAUAACUGUGUGGGGGGACAGAACUACUGGUACUUCUUUGUGACGGUGUUGUCUGCUACGCUGGGCGUCCUCGUGCUUCUCAUGGUCAUCCUGUUCAUCUUCAUCCAGCAUUAUAUGGACCCUGCCAGUCUCCGCACCGCACAACAGUUUAACAGUGUGAUGAGUAACGGGACGUGGCUGGUCUUCCUGUCUGUAGGUGUGUUGAGUAACGGGACGUGGCUGGUCUUCCUGCCACUGGCACCCAUGGAGACAAGCUCAGGGAGUCUCCUGGUUGUAGCCUUCCUCACGGUCAUGUUGGCUACUGGCUCUCUACUGCUGCUGGUUCACCUACUGGGCUUCCACAUCUAUCUCUUGUUAAACAAAAUGAGCACGUAUGACUACAUUAUAACAAGACGGCGUGGACAGGCCAGCCAGCAGGACAUAGAGAUGGGCUUUCCCCAGUCAUCUGACAGCAACGGCAACGCAGGACAGAAUCAUCAGCAAAUGGAGCCCCCCAUCGAUUGUGAUGCGUUGUUGUCAGACAGCGUCAGCUGCAAGAAUCAGGAAACAGGAACUAUUUCAAGUCGACUUUCUGGAUCUUUCUGUACUGAGUUGGACAACUUUACUAAAUCAUCAGAAAAGGAAAAUGGCUUUUACUAUGGCACAGAGCUACCCACUCAGAUUAUACCAGGUGAAGUGGUGAUGGAUGACCCCUUGGGCUGGAGGUUGGGUGGAGGUGGAGAGGGCCCCAGAGCAGGCCAGUGUGAGGGGGUCCCCUGCACUGACAGAGCUCAUCAGUAGCUGAUCUCUGAUGCUCUACAGGUGGUCACACACAGUACCUGAGGAACUAAAGGCAUUGACACGCCAUAGUGAACGUCGGCCGUGUGCAGUACAGCAGAUCACCUACUGGAUGUUGACUAACUGGGGUCGAUACAACAUGUCAAAUCUUUGGGAAAUAAACAAAAAAUGACUGUUGAUGUUGUCUGGUCAGAAGCCAUGGAAUCGGCCACCGACAGCAGUAUUUACACAGCACAGCACUGGAGAACAAAUAGAAUGUUCAUGCUGGAUUGAAACCACCAUGAUGCCUCCAACGGACCUCCUGCUGUUGCCUAUGACGAUCACCACUUGGACCUGGAAAUGGAACUUUGGAUUCCAAGCUUCUAAAAUGCAUCAUGGAAUGUUAUGGAAUGUGCUAGUGAAUAGAACACAUUGGAUGCAACCUGGAUUCCUAUGGAAGAGGACAGACAAUGUGAUUUCUCCAAUCUUGACUGCGAGGGGUGACAUUGGCUUUUUUUUUUUUUAUAAUUGACUAUUUUAAUAGUUAAUAGGAUAUUUAAACUGAGUGAUGGGAAGGACAUUUAUUUUGCAGCAAUUUUAUGUAUUUUAUCUGAGGAUUUAAAUAAUUGUUUUACUUAUGUUUUAUUGGUUAAUUUAGCCAUUUCAGAUCAUAAUGUUCUUGACAGAAUUUUAUAAUAAAAUGUGUAAACAUUCCGUACAAA